Messenger RNA from Hypanus sabinus (Atlantic stingray), 1812 nucleotides. RefSeq names its product carcinoembryonic antigen-related cell adhesion molecule 5-like. The transcript is spliced from 8 exons. The annotation marks the transcript as partial. NCBI's taxonomy places the organism in Eukaryota, Metazoa, Chordata, Chondrichthyes, Myliobatiformes, Dasyatidae. The record is from RefSeq and is a predicted model, not a curated record.
AUGCCAUUCACCUGCUCUGUUUGUGGGAAGGGAUUCACUCGGUCGUCUGACCUAUUGAUACACCAGCGAAUUCGCACUGGUGAGUCUCAGCAGUUUACCAUUCUCGCUGAGCACAGUGAGAUAAACGCCACCGUCGGGGGAGAGGUUCUCUUUUCAGUGCGGCCGUCGGGCAAAGUUACCAGUGGAAACUGGAGUUUUAAUGGGGGAACAAUCGCCCAGUGGAUCGGCCAGAACGUGUCUGUUGGCGAUGGCUACACAUACCGAGCGGGUAUAUUCACGAACAACGGGUCGCUUCUGCUGAAGUCGGUGAACAUGUCGGACGGUGGGGAAUACCGUGUGUGUAUGGUGUCAGCUCAUGGCUCCCAAACCCUAGUGACCGUCACUCUGCGUGUCUUUGGACCUGUUUCCAAUGUCACUGUUACAUCUAACGCCACCAUGCUGAUUGAGUACAACGACACCGUCAGACUAACCUGCUCCGCAACAGGCACGGAUGUCUCUUACCUGUGGCUUGAGGAGAACAGCGUGAUCAUUCCCGGUGGCAGGUCUGAGCUGAGUGCCGAUAACAGCACACUCACUGUUUCUGGAGUGGUACGGACAGACGGAAAUUUCAUCUGCAGAGCAAGCAACGUGAUUAACGAAAUCACGAGCGCUCCGUUUUCUCUUAAUGUCAACUACGGACCGGAUCGUCCAUCCAUCAUCACUCAACCGCACUCGGCUUUUCACGUUGCCGGAAGCUCCCUCAGGUUAACAUGUUUUACAGAGUCCCGCCCAGAUGCUCAAUUGAAUUGGCAACUGAACGGUGCCCAUCUACACAGUGGGCAGGAGGUCGUCCUCGACAGCAUCUCUGUGAGCAACGCGGGAAAAUAUACUUGUGAGGCCUAUAACAUGGUUACAAAAAGGAACAAUGUCUCAACGACGCAAAUCAAUGUGUUCGAACGUGUUUCCAAUGUCAUUGUUACAUCCAAUGCCACCAGACUGAUUGAGUUCAGCGACACCGUCAGGCUAACCUGCUCUGCAACAGGCACGGAUGUCUCUUACCUGUGGCUUGAGAAGAAGAACAAGAUAAUUCCUGGAGGCAGGAUUGUUCUGCAUGAAGAUAACAGCACACUCACUGUAUCUGGAGUGCUACGGACAGAUGGAAGUUUCACCUGUAGAGCAAGCAACAAGAUUAACGAAAUCACAAGCUCUCCGUUUUCUCUUCAUGUCAAAUACGGACCGGAUCGUCCAUCCAUCAUCACUCAACCGCACUCGGCUUUUCACGUUGCUGGAAGCUCCCUCAGGUUAACAUGUUUUACAGAGUCCCGCCCAGAUGCUCAAUUGAAUUGGCAACUGAACGGUGCCCACCUACAAAGUGGGCAGGAGGUCGUCCUCGACAGCAUCUCUGUGAGCAACGCGGGAAACUAUACUUGUGAGGCCUAUAACAGGGUUACGAAAAGGAACAAUGCCUCAACCACGCAAAUCAAUGUGUUCGAGACAGUGACUGGGGUUACUGUCGUGGCCAGUGAUCCCAACCCCCUGGAAGACCCCGAUACCAUCACACUCAGCUGUCACGCGUCGGGCACUGUUCAGACACGGAAAUGGUUCAAGGAUAACCAACCCAUCCAGGGAAACGGCAGAAUAUUUACAUCUCCCGACAAGGCGAAACUGACUAUAAUCAGAGCUAUCAGAAACGACCGAGGGACGUACAAGUGCAUCGCCAGCAACUCAUUCAGCAGUGGUGCUGGAGAGACCAACCUGCAAGUUUACUGUACCUUCGAUACAAAGAAUGUAAACUCAUCGGAAUAUUAUGAAAAUGUCCAAAUGGAUGAACAG